AUGGACACUGAGGAUGCCAUCGCAAUUGUAGGCAUUGGCUGCAAGUUUCCUGGAGCAGAGAAUGUGGAAGAAUUUUGGAAUGUUCUUAAAAAUGGCGAAGAUCAUGUCAAAGAUAUUCCAAAAGAAAGAUUCAAUGUUGAGGCUUUCUAUGACAGCGAUCCUGACGCGCCUGGAAAAACAUACAUCAGAAAAGCUGGUUUAGUAUCUGGGAUCAACGAAUGGGAUUAUAAAUUUUUUGGAAUGGGAGAAAACGAAGCAAAGAGAAUCGAUCCCCAACAGCGAUUAGUUCUGGAGUGUACUUACAAGGCCAUGGAGGAUGGAGGAAUCACUAAAACGUCCCUGAAUCAAUCAGAUACAGGCGUUUAUAUAGGCGUCAUGAAUGGUGAGUUUGAAGCAAUCACUGGAAUAGAUCCUACCCUAAUUACCAACUACUCGGUAACAGGCGUGAGCAGAAGCAUAAUAUCCGCACAGGUUGCUUAUUUUUUAAACCUCCAUGGACCGGCAAUGACUUUGGAUACAGCUUGUUCCUCGUCACUUGUUGCAAUUCAUACAGCCGGACAAGCCAUUAAAACCGGGGACAUAAAGAUGGCGAUAUGCGGGGGUGCCAACGUCCUGUUAAGUCCAUCAACGUCAGUAGCUUUGUCCAAGGCACGAAUGGCAUCAAGGACUGGAAAAUGUCAUACCUUUUCCCAGAAUGCUGAUGGAUAUGUCAGAGGGGAGGGGUGUGGAAUUGUGAUUCUUAAACGACUUCGUGAUGCCAUUGCUGAGAACAAUAAAGUGUGGGGAAUCAUAGCCACUGCCUGCAAUCAAGACGGACACGAGAAUUCUCCGAUCACGGCACCAGCAGGUGUUCAGCAGGUCAAACUCUUAGAGAGAAUUUUCGAAAAAACAGCCAUUCAUCCCAGCAGUAUACAGUACAUAGAAGCUCACGGUACUGGGACCCCGGUGGGUGAUCCAAUAGAAGUCAAUGCUUUGGGGAAUUUUUUUAGUAGCCAUCGCAAUAACCACAAUAUAAAAAUUGGAUCAGUGAAAACUAAUAUUGGUCAUCUUGAAUCUGCUGCAGGAGUUGCAGGUCUCAUCAAAGUUCUUUUGAUGAUGAAAUAUGGAGAAUUUGUGCCAUCAUUGCACGCCAAGGAAUUGAACAAAAAUAUUCCAUUUCAAGAAUAUGGAUUUUUAGUCAGUCAAGACAAUACAGAAUGGAAAUACGAUACUCAUAGUCGCCGAUUAGCCUCAAUUAAUUCCUUUGGUUUCGGUGGCACAAAUUCACAUGCAAUAGUAUGCAGUACACCAAGUCUUAGCUCCCUACCAAACAAACACAAAGUUACCACGAGAGAGGUUCUUUUUCCAAACUCUCAAGUUGUUGUGGUGUCAGCAGUUACAAAAAAGUCAAUACAGGAAAUAACUGAAGACUUGAGGCAAAAUUUAAAUGAAAUGACGGUUUUAGAAGAUUUAUCGUAUACAUCUAUUCUUCGUAGGGAGCAUUUUAAAUUUCGCAAAAUGUUUGUCACAGAUUCGAUCAACUAUCUCGAUAAUCAGUUAAAAGCUUUUUCAAAUAGCGGCGAACAAAGCGUUUCUGGUACACAUUUCCAGCCACAAAAAAUAACAUUUGUUUUCUGUGGGGUAGGAACGACGUGGAAAGGAAUGUGUGCAGAAAUAAUGAUGAUAAAUCCAGUAUUCAGAAAGCAGGUGAUUGAAAUUGACAUGUACUUAAAAAAGCUAAAUGCAAAUAUAUCAAUGUAUGAAACCAUAAAAAACAAAGAGGAGAUUUAUGAAGAUGCAAUGAGAGCCCAUUUAGCAAUUUUUACAAUACAGGUUGCUCUAGCUGCAUCUUGGAGACACAUAGGAAUUCAGCCGUCAGCGGUCGUAGGGCAAUCUGUAGGUGAAGUGGCUGCAGCUUAUGAAUGUGGUUCACUUUCUCUUGAAGAAGCUGUAACCGUUAUUUAUAACCGUUCGCUUGUAUUAUCAGCUUGUAAAACUGGUGCAAUGAUGGUCAUUCGUAAUUGCUCAACCGAGGAGGUCAGUCAAGCUUGUGCCGAGGUUCUUAGAAAUUUUAAAUGUAAAGCCGACAUUGCUGUUUACAAUAGCAACGAGUCAUGCUCUGUGUCUGGUGAUGUAGAAGCACUGAAAAGAAUACAAACAAGAUUGAAAGAUAACGCUGUGUUUAUUCCCCUUAAAACAUCAUGUGCAUACCACAGUCAUCAUGCCAAAGAAGCGAGUGGGCGUCUCCCUGAUCUGUUGAAAAAUCUAAACCCCAAACCGCCACUUGUUCGUUUCUUUUCAACGGUAACAGGAAUGGAAAUGAAAAAUGAAUUUGCAUCAUCAACUUAUUGGGCAUCAAAUGUUUUGAAACCUGUAAAAUUUAUGCAAGCACUAAGAUCAGUCAAAGAUGAAUUACAGAAUGUUAUAUUUUUAGAAAUAGGACCCCGGCCUGUAUUCAUGGCACAUCAGUCAACAGUGUUUCCGAACACAAAUACCUUAGUCUUACCUUCAAUCAACAAAUCACUGGAUACGAAGACGUUUUUGAGCUCGUUGAACACAUUGUUUGAAAAAGGAAUAAAUCCUGCAUGGGAUCAUCUCACAGAAAUAAAUGGCAGUCUCUCAAAAUUUCCACGAUAUGUUCUUAGCAAGUCUGACUGCUUUCUUGAAUCUGAAAUGGUUAAAAGAUGGACACAAGAAAACAGUGUAGAAGGAAAUGCAGGAAGAAUGAUUCGUGACGUACCAGGAACGAACGGGGAAUUUAAAAUUCUUAUAUCUAAAUCAAAUACGCCCUUCAUAUAUGAACAUGUAGUAGAAAACAGGAUCAUUAUACCCGGUGCACUGUAUGGAGAGGCAGCACUUGAAAUUGGGAGGAUUUUAUUGACUGGGAAUAUAGAAGAUCUAGAAGUUUCAUGGAAAAUUUGGAAACCUCUUGAAAUCGCCAUGAACGAGGAAAAGUCUCUUCUCAUUGAAACUGAUUUUGUUUCGCCACAGAGAGUUCACUUCAGAGUCCGAGAAUCACCAGGUUCCCGGAUAUUAGCUGACGGGAAUGCACAACAUGUAGAGAAAAUAGAUUCCACGACAUUUGACGUUGGAGGAUUUGGAAUGACCCUUGGAAAACAACAGUCAGGGAUAGACAUCUACAAGCUUUUAAAUACUUUGGGUUUUAAGCAUGGCCCAACUUUUCGAAUAGUAUCGGAGUUCCAAACAUCAUUGAACGAUAGUCUCUCUAAAAUACACUUAACAAAAAAUGUCCAGAUGGAAUUGCCAAGAACCUGUUUCCAUCCCGUAAUCAUUGAUGGCAUGUUUCAAUCAUCUUUUAAUCCAAAUAUGUUAUCAGGGGUUUCAAAAGGAUGGCGUAUUCUUCCCACUGGUGUGAAACUGUUUAGGAAAUAUUUUUUUGAGGAAACAUGGCAGAAUAUCAUUCCUCCAAUUAGUGAUCAUUCUUACAGAAUACCAAGUUUAGUUUUUUCUUGGAAAGACGAAGAUCUUAGGGAGGCUAGAAAGACUUUGUGCAGGACUUGCUCAAAUGUAGAGUCUGUCAAUCUAUCUCACGAGGAAGAAAGGGCGGCUUUUCUGUCAUCCUUGAAGGAAAGAAAGCAUUUUAAUCUUUAUUUCAUUCCUGGUUUUGUCAAUGCAGAAUGUAAUUUAAAUGGGAAUAUUGUGUUAGAAACUGUAAAAAGAUCUUCCCACAUUCUCUUGAAGAUACUUCAAGAAAUAGAUACGAAAAGCACAAGCUUAUAUAUUAUAACAGAAUGGACACAGGGGGGCGAGAAAAGAGAUGUCUUUGGUGUUUUUGGAUCGGAGCUUUGGGGAAUGGGUCGAUCAUUUAAGAGGGAAUGUCCCGAAUUCAACCUCGUUAUGAUAGAUCUACAUGGACAGUUGGCGGACCUCCAGGAUUCAUUUUUGUCCAUUAACAAUGCUUUGAAAAAUGACAAAGAAAAUCUACUACCUCGGGAAUAUAUUAUAACAUCAAAAGGAGUCCUCACUAAACAGUUCCAAAAUAUGCCUUCCCUGUCUUUUGAAAGUGUUGUCAAGACAAUUGAUUCAAACAGAGAAAAGAGUUUUUCUGUGCGAGCAAGGUCAGCAAAAGAUAAUGAAACAUUAUUCAAAGUCCCAAACUUGGAAAAUUCCAAUUUUACAAAAGAGGGUUGUACUCUCUUGAUUGAUGAAGCACUGCUGUGUUCAAAAAAUCGCCUAUUUCCUCCCCAAAAAACUAUCCCAAUAGGAAAAUACUGGAGUCCCUAUCAUGACAUGGGUCUUGAUGUAAUGGCUUGCGAGUUUACAGGACGUUUCAUGAAAAAUGGGAUACAUGCUGUAGGUUGUUGUCUCGUCAAUGUCACUAGCACUGUUAUAGUAAACAAGCUAUGUAUAUGUGAAUUAUCUGACAUACCAUUUUACAGGAUAGGAAUGUUCUCAAACACUGUAAUAGCAAUGUGUUUGGCAGAAAAAAUUGGAAGAAAGAAUUAUGUUCAGAUAUUGUUUGACAAGCAAUAUGAUGACGUGACAAAAAUGUUACAGGCGAUGUUACGAAAGAAACAUUGUUCAGUUUUGGCUGCAGAAUUCGAUGCUGAAAAAGACACACAAAAUCCAUCAACGUCUUGUCUUGUGGUGUUAACAAAUCAAAUUGUUUGUUCUUUUGAAGCUAUUGUGUACUGGUUUCCAAACAUGAAGCAACUGCUCAGUAUUAAAGGUCUUCUGCCAUUGUCCACUACUUUAAAUAAUCAAACAGAGCAUCCAAAUAUAGAAUCUUGUGUUGUAGAUAUAUAUGAAGUAUUUGAGCAAGCUAAAAUGCAAAAGAGGUUCAUCCAAGCAAAACGACUAAUGCUUGACUAUGAAAAAAAUAUUUCUGAAAUGACUUUCCCGAGUUCAGGAUGCAUUUUGAACUUACCUUCCUUGAAUGAUUCUACAGAAGUAGAAGUGCCAAAUAAGUUCUUAAUAAGACCUGACUCGGCAUACAUUGUUAUUGGAGGACUUUCAGGUCUAGGCUGGGAAGUAACAAAAUUUUUAGCCGCUCGUGGUGCAAGAGUGGUAAUUAGUCUAUCUAGAAGAACCCCAUCUAAAUUAGAGAAUAAUCGAAUGGAAAACAUGAAAAAUAUUCGAAACACAGUUAUUAUGCAUGAAAAGGUUGAUAUUACACAAAUAAAAGACUUAGAACGUGUCUUCUUGGGUAUUUUGUGUCAAUUAGAUAGUACACGGAUUCGUGGAAUUUUUCAUGGCGCGGGUGUUCUCCAAGACUCACCUGUUAGUAAACUCACAAAGGAAAGCUUUGAUAUUCCACUGAUACCAAAAAUAUUAGGUACUUGGAAUUUGCAUUUAGUAACAAAAAACUUGGAUUUAGAUUAUUUUGUCAUGCAUUCCAGCAUUGCUUCUCUUUUUGGCAAUAGAGGACAGACUAACUAUGCGGCAGCGAAUGCAUUUAUGGACGCAUUUGCUUAUUAUAGAAGAUCAAAAGGUAAAGCAGCACAAGUUAUUAACUGGGGUCUUCUUUCAGUUGGAAUGGGAGCUGAUCAAAAUAUUCAGUCAAUGAAUGCAAUGAAUGGUCUUCAAGCUUUACCUAAAGAAAAGAUAAUCGUUGCAUUAAAUCAUGCAUUAGUUACAAAGAGAGUUCAAUUCACGUUUGCAGGCAUCGAUUCGUCUCGUAUAGAGAUUUUGGAUUGGAUUCUCAAAAAGCAAUAG
Molecule: messenger RNA, 5655 nt
Organism: Saccostrea echinata
Lineage: Eukaryota; Metazoa; Mollusca; Bivalvia; Ostreida; Ostreidae
Exons: 8
Coding region: 1-5655 (1884 amino acids)
Biological process (GO): fatty acid biosynthetic process
Molecular function (GO): 3-oxoacyl-[acyl-carrier-protein] synthase activity; fatty acid synthase activity
Source: RefSeq, a predicted model, not a curated record